AUGGUCGGGGAUAACACCCUGCAGAAUCGUCUAGAGGAUCCCAGCGCAGCUCUCGGCACGCACGGCUUCGUGCCCCAGGCAGUAGAAGACCAGCUUCUUCGCGAUGGCCCCGAACUCGCGAGCCACCUGGAGAGCCUGGUCAUCGAACCUCAGCGAAGGCACGUAGCGCGAAGAGGGAAGAAGCCCAAAGAUCGAUCAAAAGUCCUGCACGUCGAUGAGCUGCACCCGCUGACUGCUCAGCAGGAUCAUCGCGUCGUGCGGGGACACGAGCUUCAUCGCGCGGCGGAGCCGCGGGCGCGGAAUGCAUGGCUGGCCGCCUCCCGCGCCUCAGACCGGUCACCUUGA
This is a messenger RNA of Prorocentrum cordatum, 345 nucleotides long. NCBI's taxonomy places the organism in Eukaryota, Dinophyceae, Prorocentrales, Prorocentraceae. The record is from the annotation of a GenBank genome assembly.